Drosophila biarmipes is the source of this 784-nucleotide messenger RNA. RefSeq lists its product as uncharacterized. Bases 97 to 591 code for a protein of 164 amino acids. The record is from RefSeq and is a predicted model, not a curated record. The transcript has 3 exons. Lineage: Eukaryota; Metazoa; Arthropoda; Insecta; Diptera; Drosophilidae.
AGGCAGUUUCUUUUUACUCCCCAAAUAUGUUACUUGCUUAAUGCCAGUCACAACUUUACAUCGUACACGAACACAGCUAUUUAAGAAAAGUACACAAUGGAAUCGAAUACUAUUUUUUUAAAAAUGAAGGAGGAGGCUUCGAACGAUGCGUUGGUAGAGCCCCCACCAGGGAUGAACCUAUCGCAGCGGAGCGGAAAGCUCUCGAUGCCAGUUGCUCCUGAGGAGGAGGGUGGCGAAAAAGGAUCACCGAUAACUGCAAGGGAAAAACCUGUGAGAAAAAGCAGAAUGGCCACCAAAUCCAAAUCUUCAGCUCCUCAUCCCCUGGAUGAGGAAUUCCAAUCGUUGUUCGGAUGCAACUUCGAGGUGGUCCGGAGGAAGCUGGCCAAGGCGGGGCUCGAGAUUGGCCCGAAGGCCAGAGCCAAGCCCCGAAAGAAAUCAGGAGGCAAAACGGUGCCCAAGACGGUGCCCAGAUCUUGCGUACGGGGAGCGGCAAAGGGAUCAGCCAGAGGAGCAGCCAAGGCAGGGGCGGAGGCUGAACCGAAGGCCAAGAAGGGAACCCGAUCCACGAUCAACAGGCGAAAAUAUAAGUAAAGGUCAGCCACUUGGCACUCCCCAAAAUUACCAGUGUUCAGCUAUGUUUUGCAACGGAAGCAUCCUUCCAAUCCCCAAAAUCUUAUCGUUAUAUAUUCAUUGUGCUCCUUGCAAAUUCAAAACACUUGCUUCCGGACCGGACGAGUUCACGAUUAAGUCCGCCCGCUGAAAAGUUCUGAAGCUGUUUGAAUCG